Drosophila arizonae is the source of this 1631-nucleotide messenger RNA. RefSeq names its product alpha-(1,3)-fucosyltransferase 10 (gene FucTB). The record is from RefSeq and is a predicted model, not a curated record. Gene Ontology annotation, cellular component: membrane. Lineage: Eukaryota; Metazoa; Arthropoda; Insecta; Diptera; Drosophilidae. Gene Ontology annotation, molecular function: alpha-(1->3)-fucosyltransferase activity.
CUUUCUGCCACUGCUUUCAAGUGUUUUGCAGCACUGCACGAAACAGUUACAAUAAGAAGACGAGCUGCUGCAAAAUUUUCGGCAGUUUUUCGCGCGCGCGUUCUUUAAAUUUUGUGGCAUGCGACUCGGACGUCUCCUACAUAAAUUACCUAGAUAAAUUCACAAUGCGACUGUGGCGUAAACGCCAAUUGAUGAUCCUCACCGUCUGCUUCCUCUGGCUGUGGAGCGUGGCUCUCAUCUAUUGGUAUGUUGUCAACCGCGAGAAGGACGACAUCCGAGAUGGUGUGCCGCUGCUGCUCUGGUGGACGAACGAUGUGACCUGGCCGUACAACGAGUUGCGUCGCUGCGGAGCGCGGACAUGUCAUGUUACGAACAAUCACAAAAAACUGAAGGAAGCGAGGGGCAUUCUCUUCUAUGGCUCCAACUUGAAAACCUUUGACUAUCCACUGCCACGGCAACGAAAUCACCAAUGGGGUCUGCUGCACGAGGAGUCGCCACGGAAUGUGCCAUUUGUGCCCUACACUGAAUUCCUGCAGCAUUUCAAUUAUACGUCCACAUUCAGCAGACACAGCAAUUUACCUCUGACCACACAGUAUCUGCCCUAUGCCAGCGAUUUGAGUUCGAUGGAUUUCUUUCGCUCCUUCGAGGAUAAGCAGGUGCUGCAGUUUAAUGAUCAAAUCGGCUCGGUGGUUUUUCUGCAAACCGAUUGCAAUACGAUGUCCGGGCGAGAGGAUUACGUGCAGGAGCUAAUGCAGUACAUACAGGUGGACUCAUACGGCGGAUGUCUACACAAUCGGGAUUUGCCUGCCAGCCUACAAAAUGACUAUUUAAACAAUCUAUAUUCGGAUGAAUUGAUGCGCUUCCUGUCACCGUAUAAAUUCAUGAUUGCCAUUGAGAAUGGCGUCUGCGAGGAUUACAUUACGGAGAAAUAUUGGCGUCCACUCAUUGCUGGCAUUAUACCCAUUUACUUUGGUUCGCCCAGCAUACGCGACUGGGAGCCGCACCUCAACUCCGCGGUGUAUGUGAGUGAUUUCGCCAAUGCCUCCGCGCUGGCUGCCCAUUUGCACUUUUUGGCUGAGAACGCAACGGCCUACGAUACGUAUCGCAGCCACAAGCUGAAUCGCGCUAACCCCAUUGCUAAUUCGAUGCUUUUGCAGCAUCUGCUAACGCGCCGCUAUCACGCUGAGCCGCAGAAAGCGGAGCUAUCGCUGUUUCAUAAGUUCGAGUGCCUUAUGUGCGAGUAUGCCAGCUCCACGCUGCAGUCGCAGUCGGCCAAUGAGAAGCAUUACAGCUGUCCACUGCCUCCGGCCUAUGCGCCACUGCAGCAACAAAAGAAGCCCAAAUACGCCAGCGAUUGGCGCUCCAUGAUGAAUGUGGGCCGCUGUCAGGCCCAGCUGCUGGACAAAUUCAUUCGAGCAAAUCGCAGCUUCACAUCAGCGGACUUUCAAAAGGAACUCAAGCGAAUGGUGCAACAAGAAUUGUGCGAUUAGAAAAGACAAACAACGCAAACAAAGAACUCAACUGCCUUAUUUGGUAAACUUAUAAGCAAUAUGUACUGCUCGGUAGUUAGUCUACAUGUGUAACUGAUCCGCAUUUAAUGCAAGCUAUAUAUAAAUAUGUGACGACUUUAA